GUCGGUUAAGGCACAUGCAAAAUCGACAAAACCAUUCAGACUGCAUGCUGAAAAUCAAUUUAUCGCCAUGACACUACAAAACAAAAGCGCAACAACACAGUGAUAAUUAUGUUUUUUCACCUGUUCAAACAGGUUGUUGUGCUUGCGCCUCAUGAACAUUUUCCGUCAUUAGAUCGUCAAUACACUAAGAAUAACAGACCUUUAAUGGAUCAGGAAAAUAUCAACAUCCUUACGAAAUGUGUUGUAACAGACGUAAUAUGAAAAGGAACUCAAACAGAACAAUAGCGUUGCACAUACGUAUUAAUAUAGAGUGAAGAGAUGGAUAACAAUGAGAAGAGAUCCCAUUGCGUACCAAAACCACCACCAAAAUCACGGUUUAAUGACGACGAGUCGUCAGCAGUGUUCCGACUGUUGUUGAAACAAGAGAAAAUUCUGAAGGACAGGGAGAACAAUCCAGCACUAAAACUUACACCAGAGAAAUCUAUUCGUUGUUUACCUCCGGUAGCAAACGGUAUGGAAAGGAAUCAAGAGGAAAACAAGAUAAAUGGUAAGGGAGAAAGUGACGUAAUCUUAUCUAGUAAACAACAGUCGCUACCUUUGGCAAGACCAGCAUCAAUAGGUGGAAUAUUUCGAAGUCCAAAAUUGGCAAGAGUUAAAGACAGACCUAAAGGUUCGUACGGUUGCAGACAACUAAAACAUAAACAAACAACAGAGCAACAAUACGAUCAACAACAACUCACACAACAUGGUCAACAAGAACAACAGCAACUAACACAACAUGAAAAGCAUGAAAAACAAGAACAGCAGCAACUUACACAACAUGACAAACCAGAGCAACAGCAAAGCAUUCAAGAUAAUCGACAAGAGCAACAGCAGCAACGACUAGUAAAUACUGGGGAAGAAAAACGACAAACUCAUCAGCAGCAGGAAAAUGAAUUACAGAACCAAAUACUACAAUGCAGAGAACAACAACAAAAGCCCCAACUACAGCAACACCAAGAGCAAGAGCAACAAGGACAACGAUCAAAACAACGACAACAAAUGCAUACUCAGAGCAAAAGCUUCAACGAAUGGGAAAGGAAACGCUCGUAUCAAGAAACUAUUGCAAGGUUAAAGGAACAAACACAAAGGUUUGGAGGAAGACGUAGUUUGACGAGGACAAGAAGCUGUCCAGCACCUUCAAGGAGUCUUGAAACACACAUUCCGCCCAUUUCUUCAAACAAAACUUGGACUGAAUCAACAAUCGCAGAGUCUAUGAACAAGUUCACCUGGAGAAAUACACAGUUUCCAAAAUAAUUGCAUGCGGAUGUGUUAAAAAAUGUUCAUUGAUAGGAUGUAAUACAAACGUUAUGUUCAUAUCCAUACUAGCUUUAUUGCUUAGUCUUUAGGUAGUACUGUGAACAACAAAUUAUUAGAUGGUGCUUAAAGUGUUUGUUUGUAUGAAAUAAUCUUCAAAACUGAAGUAUCCAAAACUUGGUUCUCUGACAGAUCUUUAUUUGCUUAUUCAAGAAACGUGACGAUAUAUUGAACAGGUCAUUUUGACAGCAGGUAAAUAAUGAUAGGAAUAAUCAUGCAAAGUCGUGUUUGAUGCUAUAGAAUACUUAUGAUCACAAUCACUAUAAAGUAAAUGGUUUAAACCCGGGA
This is a messenger RNA of Xenia sp. Carnegie-2017, 1644 nucleotides long. Its product is annotated as UPF0746 protein DDB_G0281095-like. NCBI's taxonomy places the organism in Eukaryota, Metazoa, Cnidaria, Anthozoa, Malacalcyonacea, Xeniidae. The record is from RefSeq and is a predicted model, not a curated record. The transcript is spliced from 2 exons. Bases 319 to 1296 code for a protein of 325 amino acids.